ACCAACUUCCUCUUUCUCUCUCUCUCAACUUCCAAAACUGCUUCAUUGAAACCAGUCUCAUAAAAAUCAAAUCUUUAACAUACCCAAGAGGCCAAACCUCACAAAAAUGGAGAAUUUGUUUCGCCUAGUUGACUACGAGGACAUGUUCUCAAAACGGUGCAUUUGGGUCAACGGACCCGUUAUCGUAGGUGCAGGUCCUUCGGGGCUAGCCACAGCAGCAUGCCUUAAACAACAAGGGGUACCCUUCAUGGUUCUGGAAAGAGCAGAAUGCAUAGCUUCCUUAUGGCAAAAACGCACCUACAACAGGUUAAAGCUUCACCUUCCGAAACAGUUUUGUCAGCUUCCGAACCUUCCAUUCCCUCAAGACUUCCCUGAAUACCCCACCAAGAAACAGUUCAUAGACUACCUCGAAUCCUACGCCAGACACUUCGAGAUCAACCCGAGGUUCAACGAGUGUGUGCAGUGCGCCAGGUACGAUGAAACCAGUGGCUUGUGGAGGGUCAAAACCGUUGCCACGUGUGGCGCCGUGAGGAACGAGUUUGAGUACAUUUGCCGGUGGCUUGUGGUGGCCACUGGCGAGAAUGCUGAGUGUGUGGUGCCUGAGAUUGAAGGGUUGGGGGAAUUCAAAGGUGAUGUCAUUCAUGCCUGUGAGUACAAGUCUGGGGAGAGUUUCAAGGGGAAGAAAGUGCUUGUUGUUGGUUGUGGCAAUUCUGGAAUGGAACUCUCGCUUGACUUGUGCAACCACAAUGCUUCUCCGUCAAUGGUUGUUCGUAGCUCGGUUCAUGUGUUGCCAAGAGAGGUAUUUGGGAAGUCAACGUUCGAAUUGGCGGUUUUGAUGAUGCAAUGGUUGCCAGUUUGGCUUGUUGACAAGAUCCUAUUGAUUUUGGCAUGGUUGGUGCUGGGUAACAUGGAGAGAUUCGGGCUCAAGAGACCUUCAGAGGGUCCAUUGGUGUUGAAGAACACAAAGGGGAAGACCCCUGUUUUGGACAUUGGUACCUUGGACAAAAUCAGAUCCGGUGACAUAAAAGUUGUGCCAGGAAUUAAGAGGUUCACGAAUGGUUGCGUUGAGCUUGUUAAUGGGGAAAAACAAGAUGUUGAUGCAGUGGUGCUUGCAACCGGAUACCGCAGCAAUGUUCCUUCUUGGCUGCAGGAAGGUGAAUUUUUCUCCAAGAAUGGUUUCCCAAAGUCACCAUUCCCAAAUGGUUGGAAGGGAAAUGCAGGGCUUUAUGCUGUUGGGUUCACAAGGAGAGGGCUCUCUGGUGCCUCAUCUGAUGCUAUGAAAAUUGCUCAAGAUAUUGGCCAAGUUUGGAAACAAGAGACUAAGCAAAAGAAACAACGCACCACUGCUUGUCACAGACGUUGCAUUUCUCAGUUCUGAAUCAGUGAAUUGCACUAACUAUACAAGCAGUGUUGUUUCUUUUAGCUAGGAAUUUGUUGGUGUAAAAACAGAAUCACAAUAUCUUUGUAAAAAUACAGAUAAAAAAAGAUACAUGAAUAACUGAUAGCACAGAGAUAGAGCCCUCUCCAGAGGCCCAAAUUUUGAGUUUCUUUUUGGGCCUUGCUUUUGGAAACCAAGGAUGAUGAGGCUUUUUGAUUUUUAUGAUUUCUUUUCCUAUAUUCAUACGGCUUAUACAUGUACCAUACUUCAUUCAUCAAG
Cajanus cajan (pigeon pea) is the source of this 1657-nucleotide messenger RNA. Its product is annotated as putative indole-3-pyruvate monooxygenase YUCCA8. Gene Ontology annotation, biological process: auxin biosynthetic process. The record is from RefSeq and is a predicted model, not a curated record. Gene Ontology annotation, molecular function: flavin adenine dinucleotide binding; N,N-dimethylaniline monooxygenase activity; NADP binding. NCBI's taxonomy places the organism in Eukaryota, Viridiplantae, Streptophyta, Magnoliopsida, Fabales, Fabaceae.